GGCUUUUAUAAACUGCGUGCGGAGCACCGAGGAGGGAAAUUUAAACAGAAGAAAAAUUCAGACAGAGAGACAGAGACAGAUAGGUAACUUGGAUAGCGGGAAGAGUUUCACAGUGGGGAUAGAAGUUUGAGGAAGUUUUUGAGAGGGAAGCUGAAAGAAUGCAUUUUCAGAAACUGAGCCCGAAACAACUGCUGUACCAAAAGGUGGUGAAGCCGGGUGUGGAGCGCAGGCGCAGGGCUCGGAUAAACCAGUCUGUGGAGCAGCUCAAAGAAAUGCUUCUGAAGAACAACAAACUGAAAUGUCUUCAGCCUCGGAUAGAGAAAGCUGACAUUCUUGAAAUGACGCUUCAGUACAUCCGAGAGCACAGCAUGACAAGGGGCUCCACUGACUCUGAUUUCCAGGCUGGCUUCCAGCACUGCCUCUUGCUUACCCAUCACUUCCUGUCUACCACCGGCCACUUCCUGUCCAACACUGUUUCCCCAGCAACAAAAACCAGGCAACUCCAGUGUCAGCAAAAAUGGCUAACGUUGGCAACAAACAAUGGGAACGCACGCCUGCCUGUGGCCAUGGAAACCAUCACAAAGCUAAACCCAGAAUCCUCUUCUCUUUCAACAUGCAACAUUCCAAACAGCCAAUCGGCUACCUCCAGUUUGUCCCACACUACUUCCUGUUAUAAUUCAUCUAAAGUAGCCCCACUUCCUGUGAGACUGAACAAAAGGAUGCAGCAACUUCCUGUGGUACAAGAAGUCCAUUGGAGGCCUUGGUAGCCAUGGAAACUGAAAUUAAAUUUUAUGGGAGAUUUUCUAUUAGAAAAUCUACUUCAACGCUACACUGGACUGUACUGCUUGCACUAACCACAAGAGGGUGCUGAUCUGCCCAAUACAAGAAGAUGAUGUAGAAAUACAGACCCCACAAUGCACCAGGGUAGGACACACUCACUCUGAAUGCCAGGAGGGUUAAGCAGGUGUGGGAAAUGUAGUGGUUGUAAUGUUUGUGUUGUGGUUUCAAUUCAUUUCAUUGUUUUUGUUGUGAUGAUUUUCAAUGUGUGCUGUGACCUUGUGACUUUUGUUUAAAUUUGAUUUGAAUACAUUUUUUUUUUUAAAGUAUGUUUUAACAUAUUUGAGUUUUAUCGCUGUAUGUGGUGGUGGUGGUGGUGUUGUUGUUGUUGUUGUUGUUGUUGUUAUUAUUAUUAUUAUUAUUAUUAUUAUUAUUAUUAUUAUUAUCCUCAUGAUUUUGGUUUUGUACUUUGCAUUCCUUUCAGAUCCUGCCUGCACUAAACCAAUGCUAAUAUUAACUAUUCUGUGUAUCUCUCUGUCCAAACACUGAACAUUUAUUGGAAAUACAAUAUUUAUUUUUUCUGAUUCAUUUCUCUGAAAUCUCUUCCUCUCCUCUUCUAUCCAUCUCCUCUCCUCUCUUACUAUCCUCUCCCUCUCUCCCCACUUCAGUUCCAGUUGAUUUACCUUCAGGCACAGCAAGUGUUAUUAGUGGGGCUUGCUUAUUAUUCUUUGACACGCUACUCCUCUUACACCGUU
Molecule: messenger RNA, 1532 nt
Organism: Acipenser ruthenus (sterlet)
Lineage: Eukaryota; Metazoa; Chordata; Actinopteri; Acipenseriformes; Acipenseridae
Product: enhancer of split m7 protein-like
Exons: 4
Coding region: 159-767 (202 amino acids)
Biological process (GO): regulation of neurogenesis; anterior/posterior pattern specification; regulation of transcription by RNA polymerase II
Cellular component (GO): nucleus
Molecular function (GO): protein dimerization activity; DNA-binding transcription factor activity, RNA polymerase II-specific; RNA polymerase II cis-regulatory region sequence-specific DNA binding
Source: RefSeq, a predicted model, not a curated record